AUGGCGCGGAGGGCAGAAGGCCGCACAAUCAACGUGAGCGUGAUUGGCCUGUCAGGCACCGAACGAGAGAAGGGUCAGUACGGAGUUGGCAAAUCAUGCCUGUGCAACCGAUUUCUCAAUCAGUUUGCUGACAACUACUAUCAGGAGCACAUCUCUGUUCUGAGCCAGAGUGACUUUGCUGGCCGGGUCAUCAACAAUGAUCAUUUCCUGUACUGGGGCUCUGUGAUCAAAACAGAUGACGGCAACAACUUCACAUUUCAUGUGGUUGAGCAGACAGAGUUCAUAGAUGAUGUCAGCUUCUCUCCCUUCAAGACAGCUCGGACGGAGACAUACAUCAAGAGAGCUGUCAGUGGCAAAGUUCAAAGUGCAGAGAAGCUCAUGUACAUCUGCAAGGACCAGUUAGGUAUGGAAACAGACAGUGCUUACCCACAGGUCUUAAUACCGGAAGGGAAGCUGACAAUUGACGGAUUCCUUUGCUGUUUUGAUGUCAGCAAGGUGCCCCAGAGAUCUAUAGAGAAGCAGGUGGAGUUUGUGGCUGCCUUGCUGAACAAUGCUCUGAAGACCAAGAAGCCGGUUGUGCUGGCAACAACCAAGGGCGAUGCUUCCUGCCUGGAGUACGUCAAGGAAGCAGAAAAGCUCAUCAAUCGCAAGGAGUUCAAAGGGAACGUGCCGCUCGUGGAAACGUCCGCCCAUGAAAACAUCAACAUUGAAGCUGCAUUCAUGCUGCUCGCUCAUCUCAUUGACAAAACCAAAGCCAAGACCAAGAUUGUGCCCUUCCAAGAUGCCAGGAGGAGUAGACACGAGCUUCUGGAAGUGGCCAAAGAGGCGUAUAUACUUCUGCUGCGUACAAAUGUCACCGAUCCUAAAGCAGCGUGGGGUACAUGGAAGAAGAAGUUGGAGCUUGAGUCUGACUUUAUACACUACGUGGAGAUGUUCGGCACAGAGCAGGCUCGUAAGGAGUUCCGAGCUCACACAAAGAGACUACGAGAUGAGCAGAUACGGACACGAGAACUACGUUAUAUGUCAUUGUUGCCAAAUUUGCUGAAAUUGUUUUUACCUACUUUAGAGUGCAUUACAGAAAGAGGCUGGAACACGAUACGUCGUCUGAUACGAGAACAUCCAGACUUUGACCGCCACUUUGUGAUCAUCAAUGAGGAAGGCUGCUCCUCCUGGAGGCAGUCGGAGAGCUUCUUGGACGACUUGGAUGAAUCCAGGAUUCCUUUUGAUUUGCUCAAUUCUGCUGAGGCUGAGAUGUGCUUCAGGAACCAUUUGAAUGAGUUGCAGGCACUCUACCGGAAACGAGAGCUGCAGCAAGAAUUCAAACGGAUCCUGGAAGAAAACCCACAGGUCACCCCCGGCAGACCGCUCUCGGAGACAUACGUCUUCUUCGUGGGCAAGGAAGCCACAGCUCGGGCCAACCUCCAGGAGUUGCUCUGGGAGAAGUCACACGUCUUCUUGUGCUGGAACAUGGCCGAGAGGCUGACCAACAAAGAUCUGCAGAGUAUCAUGGCCACACUGCAGGAUGACAGCAGAUACAAGGCCCUGCACCGUUUAGAAGAGGAUAGAAAAGUGAUGAUACUAAACCAUCUGGGCUUCAUGCAGUCUCCAUCUCGUGAACGCUGUAGCUUCGGAGAGUUCUGUAUAGACACCCAAGUGGAGAAUUUGUUGGCCUCCAGGGCUGUCAGGCCAGAACUCAAGAGUUCCUCAGAUUCCAUUGACUCUGGCUGCAAAACGCUCAACCUAGUGCUGCUAGGCAAGGAUGGUCUUGCCAUUGCUCUCAACAGAGAGAUCCGGAAUCUAUGUGCAGAAGAUGAAUAUACGAUAGACAACACAACAUACAGCUUGGAUUAUCGACCAAUAGAUGGAGAUGUUAGCAGAGAGCAGAAUGCAUUAGCCACAGCUAAUUUUAAGCCUCAUGGUUGUUUAUGCGUCUACAACUCGGAUGAAACUCUGGGCUACAUCCGAGACAGCCUGGAGAGGUCACUGACCUAUGACGUGGUGAAGGACGGGGAGUCGACCCUCAGUGGCAUGCCUAUUGCCAUCAUCCAGGCUUCAAACUCUAGUCAGACAGAGAGUGAGAACGAGCGGCUGCGGGAAAAGGGCCGCACUAUUGCUGCUAGAUUCCAUGGUGAGUUCAUUGUGGACUAUGAUGACGUGGAGGAAGGUACUCAGUUUGUGGAGGAGCAGAUCAUUGCAGCACUGCAGACAGUCAUCCGAGGCUGUAGUCCUGGGCUCAACAGUUGGUACCUGUCGGACCAGUUUGAGCCAGAUAUCAGAUUGUCUAUGUGUAUGAUGUGUGGGGACCCAUUUCCGCUGGAGCUGCCUCUGGGUCCAUUGUUGAACCAUGACAUGUGUCGUGUUCUGGCGGACACCCCGUACUGCAUAACCCUGGAUCUGUUUCUGGAAUCUUCCAAACAGAAGGUGGAAGUUGAAGUGGCCUCGUACCAUGGGGGGACUCGCCUCCACCAAGGCUUGUUUCACGGUCACAUUCUGGUUUAUUCUGCAAAGCGGAAAGCAUCUCUGGCCACACUUAGAACAUUUGCAGAGAAUCUUGUAGAAGUACCCAAGCUAAUUCUGGCUGUUAUAGACUCCGGAGGUGCCUCUUCCAGCUUCUUCUCCGGCGACAUUGCCCAGAGCCUUAUCCAAGAGGGUCACCAGCUGGCCCAGUCUUUGAAUGCUGGCUUUAUGACCACCACAGCCAACUUCAGUCAGCAGACUGCCGUGUUCCUGCCAUUUUUUAAAGAGGUGUGGCAGCAACGGGAGGAGUCCGAGGCCCUGUACCAUGAGCCCCUGGAAGAACCUGGCCCUACAACUUACGAUGAGAAGACCUUCUAUGGCACCAGGCCACCUGCUCCAUUGCCAAAGACCUACAGUUAUCAUACUCACAAGUCAAGCACGUCAAACAGCACGGACUCCGAACCUGUCUAUGACCAGCCCAACCUGUUCCACUCACACUACUCAGACAGUGACCACGACGCUGACCGUGGGUCAAGUGUUUCUCCACCUCCCACUGGGGAAGAGAUCUACAGUGAAGUCAUCAUCCCCAACGGGGAACAUCUGGUUAAGCCUAGCUACGUCAAAGCACGGAAAAACGUCUAUGCUGGAAGCAAAUGGGAACACCGAAAAUCCCUUCCCAUCAUGUCACUGGGUCACUCAAUCUCCUUGGAAGUCGGCAUUAACAGCAGCAGCCCUGCUUCCUGCAGCAGCUACCACACCAAAACCAUCAGUAGCAGCAGCAGCAACAACAGCGGUGGCACCAACAUUCUCACGAAGCCUGUGCUGGAACGGACCCAGCAGUCGGUGAAGGAUCCGCAGGAGUAUUUCAGGAAGUCCUGUAGUAUGAAAAUUGCUGCGGAGGAAGCGGUUGAGGCCGGCGAUGAAGCCGAGGAGGAAGAGGAGGUUGAGAAGAUUAAAGACAAUCUUCAGAGGCGGGCCAAAGGCUGGCCUGACUCGAACAAUUCCAAUGCCGUCGGUAAAGGGGAGAUGUUUGCCCAUGAAAGGCUGGGCACUUCAAGCAAGUCGGAGAUUCUGUGGUCAGAAAAUGAUUCCUUCCAGAAGGCGUUGUCUAAGAGGAAGCUGAUGAACAUGCGCUCACAGAGUGCCGCCAUGUUCAGAUCACAGCAGGAUCAAGUCACGGCUCCCCUGGCAAUCCCCGAACCCAUAGAAAUAGCUGAUUACAGUAGUGUCAAGGAUGCUGUCAGUAAUCUCGAGCUGGGGGAUAAUGACUAUCAGGUUGUGGAGGACGCCCUGCCCCCUGGUCAGUUGCACCGCAUCCGCUCCACCAAAUCACCAACAAGAGUCAAAGGGAGAACAGAUUCUGAUGAUUCAGAAUUCUCCUUAGAACGUGAGAAAUACCAGAAGGCUGUCAGGCGUCCAACGCCCCACCGGCGAAAAUCAAAACAGCGGCCACCAUCUGAAAGCAACGCCAUCUAUGCCAGUCCCAUGCCCUCUGGAGGCAAACCUCGGCAGUUUUCUCUCGGAGAUAAUCAAAACAGAGGAGUGCGCAGCAAUUCUCCGUCAGAAGAAGGCAGCGAUGGUACGGGGGAUGAAGUUCUUGCUAGCAAAAAGAAAGGAAAGAAGCGGAGAUCGUUCAACCACAGAAAGUGGAGGAACCCUUCAGCUUCAUUAACCCAUCAGGGCUCUAGUCCCACAAUAUCAGUCCACGGCCAUCAUCUAGGCUCAAAUCCAGUGCAUUCACUAGACGACAUGACCUUGUAUCAUCCUGUAGUCCACCAUUUUCAAACACUACCAAAGAAUGUCGGGACCAAUACUGGCAGUGGGGUCGCUGGCGGAGAUGAAGCAGAAUAUGAUCUGAAUGACAGCGGCAACUGGGGCGGCAGGUUUCGAUUCAAGACACUUCGGGACCCGGAGAAGCAGAAGAAGAAAGAUGAGAGGAGGAGACAAAAGGAAGAGGAGAAGAAAGCAAAAGGAGCACAGAAGAAAUUCAAGAAGAAGGACAAGGCAUCAGGCACCUCAACCAGUGCUUUCUCCCUGGAGGAUUUUCCCACCUGCCCUGAAGAUCCUUGCAUCCCCCAGUUUGUGUAUAAAUGUGUUAGCUACAUAGAGGCAGAGG
Candidula unifasciata is the source of this 4573-nucleotide messenger RNA. Lineage: Eukaryota; Metazoa; Mollusca; Gastropoda; Stylommatophora; Geomitridae. The record is from the annotation of a GenBank genome assembly.